CGGACAUUAUGUUUUGUCUUCAUUAUUGGACUCGUUUGGGACGUUUUUUAUUUUGAUGCAGGCAAGCGUUAUUAGCCGGACAAAAUUUUUCUUUUACCAUGUUUUUUUGUAUUACAAUUAAAAUUAUAUAACAAUUAGGUAGCAUCAAGUUCACUUAGAAGCUUAUAGUAAUGGAAAAUAUCGACGAGAAAUAUCGCAAACCAAGACGAACAAAGGGAACGCCUUCAUACUAUUAUCGAAAUCGAGUUGCUGCAGCAGGAAUUGUUGCGGGAAGUUUAAUAUUUGCUUUGUGGUAUUGUACACCAAUAUACCAAGGAGCUUCCGAGAAAUUUGUACGUGAAUAUUUGACCACAACCGAGGAGGAGAAAGAUCGCAAAUAUAUGUUCAAUCUGAAAGCAAAUCCUCGCACGUCGAAAGCCAUACAGCAGACAAUAGACGAAAAGAAACAAUUGAUUUCGGAACGAUAGAAAUUGGAGCUGAAGCAUAUGCUAUGGAUCGUGCAACCCGUAAAGCUAAUCUAAAGAAACUACAAUUACCGGGUACUGUUAAUACAAGACAACGUAAAAAAACACAAAAUGUCCAAGAACUAGGUACGGCCUCAAUUUCAAGUUAUUUUGCUGCUUCAGAAAGUGACAACAAAAUAUCCCCCGAGAAGAAUGGGAAAGAUAAAUUACCGGUCAGUGAUACAACAAAAAGUAAAUGCAAUGAACCUGAAGAAUCAGAAACACUGCCGAAAACUAAAACGACACGUGCCAAACGUACAAAGCUCGAUGCAUUCGUAUUUAAACAGCCAAAAUCAUUAGACUCCGGUACAAAUAAUGAUCAGUUGCAGGAAGAUGAUUUCGAUGUGCCCGAAAAGAAAGUCAAAAAGGCACCACCACCGCCCACAACAAAGACGGAAAACAAAAAGGGCAAUACCAAAAGUAAGGUCGCGAAAAAGCCUACGAAUAAGAAAAGACAAUCCACAAUAAAAUCAGCAUUUCUUCGUAAUGAACAAAUGUUUGCUGAAAUAGCUGCCCAACAUUGUGCCGCAGAUAAUUUCAAUGUCGAUGAUAUUCAACUGGCUUUGGCAAUAUCUCGUUCUGAAGCCGAGAGUAGAGGAAUAGCUGUUGCCGCAGAUAACGAGAAUGAUGGUGAUGUUGUUUGUGUUGCAGAUCAAAAUGACGAGGUUAAGGAUGCAGAAUCAAUAAGGCAGAAGCUAGCAAAAUAUGGAUUUCGUACAGCCGAAAAAGAAGAUUAUAAUGCAUUUGCCGAAGCAUUUAUGGCUAAAACAAAAGUUCGUACCAAGAAAGCAAAAUGGGCCAAUAAAUUUACCACAUUAACACUGCGCGAUGAACAGCUGCAAAAGAAAAAACUUAAAGAACAAAUAGAACUGAUUCUAAAUAAACAAUUUUGCAGAGCAUCUCAAUCUGUAGAGGAACCUUUAGUAGAAACUUAUCAACUUCAAAGCAAAAUACUUAGAGUUAGUCAAAAAGCUGAGGUCAACGAAAAAGUUGUACAAUGUCCAGAGCUGGAGGAAAUACCAUUGGAACAGUUUUUUGUCACUGAGUUAUUUCCAUUAAGUAAAGUGAAUGCUGGACAUUUACUACGAAAAUGGGAAGCAAUACAGGGAAGAGAUUUUACACCCAAAAAACAAAGUUCAAGGGCAGAGAAAAUGGCAAUAAAGAUACAUCAAAUCUAUAAAGAUUUGGAAAAUUACUAUCACAGACUCAAAUAUCCUUCGUUGGAUGGGGAAGUGGAAAAUGAAGAAAUUAUAAUUACUACUGAUAAAACUUCCAUUGAUGAUCAAGCAAAAAUGGGGGACGUUGAAUGUACCAGCGAUAAACCUGUGGAUUAUUUUAAAAAUUUACGUGUUCGAGAAGAUGAAGAUAAUCCGAAGUCCGAUUCUGGCAGUUCAAUAACUAGUUCCAUUUAUAAGAAAAUUAAAUCUUUAAUUCCACCCACCAGAAGUUUAGAAUUAAUGGAUGUUUCAGCUGGAUCUACGGACACAAAUGCUGCCACAAUAUGUUCAUCGCAAAUGGAAACAGAACCACAGUUGAAGCUAUUGAACAAUGUUUCGUGUACACCUGAAAAUUUAUUACGAAAUAAGGAUUGUGAGAAUACUUUGGAGGUGGGAACUAGCAAUAUAGAAAUUAAUUCAUUAAACGCAGCAAGAACACAUGAAAGCAGUAUUGUAGCAUCGUCUAAUAUAAAAGACAUUCCUGAAACACAUAAAGUUCCGUUGAUAAAUCAUGCAAGUGAUAGCAAUAAACCCAUCGUGGAUGUUGCCAAAGGCUUAGACCUUAGACCUACAACUUCCUGUAUUACACCUCAAAAGCCAACACCUAAUAGCGGUAUGAGUUCCACACAAAAACCGAGACCAAAUUCACCCGAUUUAUUUGCCGAUUCAGAUGUUGAAAUGGAAGAUGAAGAAGAGACAAAUAUUGACAUUGGUAAAGGAACCAAAAAUGUCCACCAAUUUUACACCAUGAGCACCGUGGAUGCUGAUCCAAAUACAAUCGAAAUCGUUUCCAGUGAAGAGGCAAAGAAUAAUUUUUCGCUGGAGUCUACUGAACACAUAGCAAAAAGUGAUAGUGUUAACCACCAUACAACCGUCCUGAGAACCGAAGAUGUGGCCACAAAUGCAGUUGAAAUAUUUUCUAGUGAAGAAGCAACAGACCUUUUCUCUCUGGAGUCUCAAAAACACCCAUCGAAGAAAGUUGUUACCCACAAUAGUUUCGGGGAGAGUUCCAAAGAAUCUGACGACGAAAAUGCAAUUGAAAUGCUAUCAAGUGAAGAGGCAAAGAAUAUUUUAUUCCGGGAAGUUGAAGGAUCCACAUCAGUUCGUGUUAAUGAUUCACCUGACACCAUGGAAGAAGAUACCGAAGAAAAUCUCAUCGAUCUAACACAAGAUUAUGAAGAAGAUCAUGUAUCCAAGGAAAAAAGCAAUACCACAAAUAAUCAAAGUAAAACUAUAACGGAGAUAGACAUAUUUGCUGAUUCGCCUUUAAACGACGAGGAGUUCGAAAAGGCAAUAACAGACAUAAAUAGUAAUUCCGAAACAUCGAAAUAUGUAAAUAAGUUAGAUGGGGAUGAAGAUUUCAAAUUAACAUUAAGUUUCGAAACAAAUAAGAUUGACAAUCAAGAUUUCUUUAAGUCCACUCUUGACUUGGCAUCUCCUGAGAAGAAAAGGAAACGUUUGGAUAAUGGCAACGAUUUACAAUUUUCAAAUGCAAAUAUCAUGGAUAAUCUUGAGGUGAAUGAAAUUUCACUUUUCUCAACAAAUUUUGAAGUAAAUCUUUGUCCAGAUAUUAGCAGUGUUUGUGGUGAAGUAGCAAAAGCUAAAUCAAUUACCAACUUAAAUGAAGUUAAGAUUUCGGAAUCAAAUGCCAUUACAACCAAAAGUAAAUCUAUUGAAGAGAACGUCCAAAAAGGGGAUGAUGACAAACUUAAAAGUCCCUUACAUUCUCCACACAAAACAAAUGAAAUCAUUGAAAUACCCGAUGAUAUUGAUUCAGACAAUGGAGGAGAAGAAGAAGAAGAUAUGAUCCUCAGAGAAAUGGAAUUAAAUCAAAGUAAUAGAUCGUUUUUGAAUUUUCAAGGAUCAAAUCAAUUACAAACAUCAUUUCAUCGUCAAACUGCCACAAUCAAGGAUGUCAGUCAAAAACCUUCAUCAUUUGCGGUUGGAAAUGAUACAAUCUUUCGAGAAUUGUAUAAUAAAUAUUUGGGUGGUAAGGAGAAAUCUAAUGAAUCUCUAUGCAGGAGAAGCUUUUCCCAAAUGGUAACCAACGUAAAAACCCCAUCUGACUCGAAUAAAAAUGAUAGCAGAUUUAGUAUGGAUUUGGAAAUGACCGUUGAACAUUGUAUAACAAAUAGGAAAUCCUUAUCAUUUCAUGCAACAUCACCUGCAAAACCCGAUACGGACACGGGCAAAUCUCAGUCAUUUAAUUUGCAAAAUCACAGUAUAGAUUUGACACAAAACGAAGAUGAUGAGGGGAAGGGAAAUAUCAUUGACCAAGAGGAGGAGGAUGAGGAGGAAUGUUUGGUGUUAUCCGAUGAUGAAAUAAAUUAUUCCAUAUGGCAGGCAAAUAAAACAAGUCGUUAUAAAGAUUCCAAUGGAAAUUCUGCAGAUGAAGAGCACUACAAUGAAGAGAAGGAUACAUCAGUGGUUCUUGAUAUAAUCAACAAUGGGUGCUUAUCGCCUUCCAAACAGAUAGAUUUAACUCAAAAUUCGUACAGUGAUUUUGAAACAAAAUCACCAAACGAAUCGCCAUAUAUCGAUCAUAAACUUGAACGAAGUAAAUUUGGUAUUCUGGAGGAGUUCUCGGAGACAUUCGAAUCGCCGACACCUAAUCAAUUGUUAGAAGAAGCAUCAUUUCUUCAAACGCCCGAUGAACCCAUAAAACGUUACAGUACCAUAGGUAAUCGAACAAGUGAAAAGUUUAGUGCCUUAUUGAAAAGUGUUGAUAAUGAAGCUGCCGCCUUGGAUGAUUUCGAUGAAUUCGAUAUGAUGGUAUAUGAAAAUCAAAAUUCGAAAAUCUCCUCAGUGCCAAUGGGAUUAGAUCAAUUGUUGACAGCUGAAAUAAGUCUCAAAGAAUCUCAAAAAACCUCGAGCAGCAGUUGCAGCAGUCCAGUUUUUGAUCUAGAGGGAAUACCCUCCACCUCUUCAGUUAGUACAUUGAAAAAGUCCAAGACAUUUAGCACUGUUACUGGCCAGAAAAAUAGCCUUGAUAAAACCCCAAACAAAAUCAAAUUUCAUAGUCAUAAGAGUUCCUCGGACAUUUUAAAGGCCACCUCCAAGCCCCCAAACAUUAUUGACAAACAAACAUUAACCAUCAAUAAUAAAACCUAUCACAUACGUGGUUUAACCGCCGAUGAAGUUAAACCCAACUAUUCUCAAUAUACUGAGGCGGAAUUAUUAAAGGCAUUAUAUAACUAUGGCAUUAAACCGUUAAAAAGAAAACAAGCUGUUAAACUAUUGGAAUAUAUUUAUCUGCAAACGCAUCCCAUAAUAGUUGAAGAAACGGCACCCGUUGAUGAUUGUAUUGAAAAUUGUUUUAACACGGCUAAAGCGACCUCAUCCACAAAUGUGUACCGUGGUAGUAUGAAAACAAAAACGACAUUGCCUUCCAGUCAAAUUGAAGAAGAACCCUUAACGCCAAGUAAUGUUCUGUCAAACGUUGGCAACAAAUUCAAUCUUAGCGAUGGCCUUGGUUCUGAUAUGAUUCAAUUUUCGCUUGAGCUAAAAUCGGAGCUAGCAGAUGAGAACUAUAUACUGCAGACAAAUGUAACAAAGAAGACCCCCCAACCUUUACUGCCAUUUCAUAUUGCAUGGUAUAAUUUGGUGUGUUCCAAUCGCAAACUACAUGAAAGUAUUCUGAUGUAUGAACCCAUUGAUUUACAAGAAAUUUACUUAUUUCUAAAAGGCAUUGGAUAUCGUUAUGACCCAAAGGACCUCAAGCAAUUUUUCGAUCAACGUUGCAUUAUAUUUCGUUAUGAUCUUGCAACGGCUGGUAGUAGUAACAAUGCUAACAAAGAGAAAGCGAAAAAUCGCCACGUUCGCAAGAAAAAGAAGACCAACAUUAAACAGACAGUUAACAUAAACAUUUCUUAAUUAUUAAAUAUUAAUGAAAAAUAAUAAGUGUAAAUAAUCGCAAUGAACUGAAAGAAUAUGUUUUGUAAAAUGUUUUUCUAAGUAAUCUAAUUUGCCUGUUUGUAAUUAUUUAUGUGAUGAUCUUAUAAACAAUAAAAUUAGC
Messenger RNA from Musca domestica (house fly), 5735 nucleotides. RefSeq names its product structure-specific endonuclease subunit SLX4. Gene Ontology annotation, biological process: interstrand cross-link repair; DNA replication; resolution of meiotic recombination intermediates. NCBI's taxonomy places the organism in Eukaryota, Metazoa, Arthropoda, Insecta, Diptera, Muscidae. The transcript has 13 exons. Gene Ontology annotation, cellular component: nucleus; Slx1-Slx4 complex. Gene Ontology annotation, molecular function: enzyme binding. The coding region runs from base 491 to 5593 and encodes 1700 amino acids. The record is from RefSeq and is a predicted model, not a curated record.